This is a messenger RNA of Pyrus x bretschneideri (Chinese white pear), 633 nucleotides long. Its product is annotated as lachrymatory-factor synthase-like. The record is from RefSeq and is a predicted model, not a curated record. Lineage: Eukaryota; Viridiplantae; Streptophyta; Magnoliopsida; Rosales; Rosaceae.
AACGCACAAAUUUUCACUCUCCUUUUCUAAUCUCUCUCUCUCUCUCUCUCUCUCUCUUUCUAUUUCUCAUGGAGGAAGAAGACGAUCAGAAGCAGUCCAAAUGGCAAGGCAAAACCUCCGCCGAGCUGAAACUCACGGUAGCGGAGCAAGCCUGGACGGCCCUGGCCGAUUUCUGCAACUUACACAAGUGGUUCCCAAUGCUUGCCACGUGCCUCCAAGUGGAGGGCGUCCCUGGCCAGCCGGGUGUGAUCCGGUACUGCGCGAGUGCGCCUGUUGAUAAUGAUGAGUCCAGCAUCAAGUGGACUAAAGAGAAGUUGUUGACCAUUGAUCCGAUCCAACGGUGCUUGAGCUACGAGAUCACGGAGAGCAAUCUCGGGUUUAAGUCGUACGUUGCAACAAUGCAAGUAGUUGCGAUGGACGGCGGAGAUGGGUGCAAGAUUGAGUGGUCGGUUGUUUGCGAUCCGAUCGAAGGGUGGGGGUUGGAUGAUUUUCUUUCGAAUCUUGAUUCUUCUCUUCAACUGAUAGGAAAGACGAUCAUGGAGCAUGCUCCUCCAUCUACUACUAAUUGAUAUUUUUGUGUGCUUAUGGUAUUAGCAUGUUUAUGUAUUUGUAAUGAAUUUCUCUUCGCGUUUA